Messenger RNA from Aspergillus bombycis, 633 nucleotides. RefSeq names its product superoxide dismutase. The coding region runs from base 1 to 633 and encodes 210 amino acids. Gene Ontology annotation, molecular function: metal ion binding; superoxide dismutase activity. The transcript has 3 exons. NCBI's taxonomy places the organism in Eukaryota, Fungi, Ascomycota, Eurotiomycetes, Eurotiales, Aspergillaceae. Gene Ontology annotation, biological process: superoxide metabolic process. Gene Ontology annotation, cellular component: mitochondrion. The record is from RefSeq and is a predicted model, not a curated record.
AUGGCCACCACAUUCUCGCUCCCACCUCUCCCCUACGCCUACGACGCCCUGGAACCCGUCAUCUGCAAACAGAUCAUGGAAAUCCACCACCAGAAACACCACCAAACCUACAUCACCAACCUCAACGCCGCCCUCGCCGCGCAAUCCGCCGCCCUCGCUGCAAACAACAUCCCCGAGCUCAUCAACCUCCAGCAGAAGAUCAAGUUCAACGGCGGCGGCCACAUCAACCACUCCCUCUUCUGGAAGAACCUGGCCCCGCACGGCGCCCCCGAGACCAACAUCGACCAGGCCGCCCCCGCCCUCAAGGCCGCCAUCGAGGCCCAGUACGGCUCCGUGCAGAAGUUCAAGGAGGCCUUUGCCGCCGUGCUCCUCGGUCUGCAGGGCAGCGGAUGGGGCUGGCUGGUGGCUAAUGGGCCCGGAGGGAAGCUGGAGGUCGUCUCCACCAAGGAUCAGGAUCCGGUCACGGAUAAGAUCCCGGUGUUUGGGGUGGAUAUGUGGGAGCAUGCGUAUUAUUUGCAGUACUUCAACAACAAGGCCUCCUAUGUAGAGGGUAUCUGGAAGGUCCUCAACUGGCGCACGGCAGAGGACCGAUUCAAGAACGGCGUGGAGGGCUCGGCGCUUCUCAAGCUGUAA